Molecule: messenger RNA, 708 nt
Organism: Acanthosepion pharaonis
Lineage: Eukaryota; Metazoa; Mollusca; Cephalopoda; Sepiida; Sepiidae
Source: the annotation of a GenBank genome assembly
AUGGCAGGUCUCUUCUUCCCAUUAUCGUUCUGUUUACACGGUAUCUCCGUACCAGGUCUCUGCACCUCGGCCUUCUUUAAUAACUUAACGGCGUUUCGCACGCCCUACCACCCGACCCCAUCCGAAACCAUCAUCGACUCAGCGUUCGAGCCGACCUCGUCAGAAAUUUCGGAAAGUCAACACCAGUUAAAUUACCCAGACUCAAAUCUAUCGUAUAUCCCUCAUUUCACCGCCACCUCCCCACUCUCUCUCGCUUACUUUCUCUCUCUCUCCCAAUCUCUCUCUUCUCGCUUAAUCUUUCUCUCUCUCUCUCUCUUAUUCUAUCAUUCUCGCUUACUCUCACUCACCUACUCACUCUAUCAAUCAAUCAAUCACGCUCUCUCUUUUUCGCUUAUUCUCUCCCUUCUUCACUCGUUCUCGCUUACUCUCUCAAUCUCUCUUUCUCGUUUAUUUCUCUCCCACUCACUCACUCUCUCUUUCUUUCUCUUAUUCUUUCUCUCUCUCUCUCUUUCUCUCUUUCUCUUUCUCUCUCUCUCUCUUUCUCUCUCUCUCUCUCUCUUUCUGUGUCUUUCUCUCACCUUCUCUUUCUCGCCUAAUCUCUCUCUCUCUCUCUCUCCCUCUCUCUCUCUCUCUAUCGCAUACUCUUUCUCUCUCACUGGCCCUUUCUGUCCUCUCUCUAAGACCAAUUUAUCCCGCAAUAUCAACUAG